This is a messenger RNA of Aspergillus glaucus CBS 516.65, 843 nucleotides long. RefSeq lists its product as uncharacterized. The record is from RefSeq and is a predicted model, not a curated record. NCBI's taxonomy places the organism in Eukaryota, Fungi, Ascomycota, Eurotiomycetes, Eurotiales, Aspergillaceae. The transcript has 3 exons. The coding region runs from base 1 to 843 and encodes 280 amino acids.
AUGAGCUUCGAAAAUUCCGUGCCCAAUAGCUCACCAAGCCAGUCAGAUGAAUUUUUCAAUACAAGCAAGCUUGCAGGAGAGGAUUGCUGGGCGUGCGGCCGUACCCCAGUGCACGAGUAUCGUAUGAUCAGCGAUGACGAUGCACAGGUUGAAAUAUGGCGUAAACGAGGUCUCAUCGAUUUCCCCCUCGACUCUCCUCUCAACACCAUCCACCUCUGCCCAGACUGUGAAACUCAAUUCGACAUGCCUGAUGGUUGCUUCGGAUUUAUACUCAUUCCAGAAGACAUGUAUUUCUUUACCAGAUAUCCUGCCCCCAAAAAGAACCCCAACAACGGCAUGGUAGGAGGACGUUACAGGCGUGUCUUCCUCAAUGGUUCUCCCUCCUAUUCUCAGAAAGAGGAUAUUUCUACGCCAAAGGAAUGGCCAGAAGCUCCUAUUGCUGCGCUCAGAAGGGCUAUGCAAGUUCUUGGGACCCUUUACAUGAUUGAGAUUGGAAAUGAGGCGCGUUAUACACUGGGUUGGCUGAAAGACCCUUAUGCCUAUAAUGACAAGGAUCUCAGAGAGUAUCUCUCAAUAUAUCAAGAAGAAAGAUAUAAGAUUUACGGACGCCCCGCUAAAGUCGACCAGCAAUCACCAAGUGAUUCGACGAAUGAUUCGCCUGGUGGUUUGCCCGGUGGUGGUUUUCCCGGUGGUGAUUUGCCCGGUAAUUCAUCAAGUGAUAAAAGGAGCGAGCGCUCAUCAGCUGCCAGCGAACCGGAAAAGCUCAAUGAUCAAAGUCAGACUACUAUCCAGGAAUGUGGAUUGGGUCCUGGACCGAAAAGAGGAUGUUGCUCCCCUAUCUAA